UGACGCAUUGGGAAACAACGUUCAACGGAAGGAAGUCACAGAAGACUGCGCACAGUUGAGGAUGUAGGCUAGCAAUCGCUUGUACAGCACUACAACAAAAUCAUUUAGUAUUUUCAAAAGUUGGUACUCAAAUUGUAUCUACACUGAGAGUCCAACCUAGAAGGACAGUAAAGUAACGUGUACCGUUCCAGGAAGAAAACCACUAAAGAGAUUGAGUGCAAUCUUGUGCCGAAAUCGGAACAUUAUGGGAGCUGUUUUGGGGGCCUUUUCUGUCGCAAGCUGGGUGCCGUGUCUAUGUAGCAGUGCGACAUGCUUGCUGUGCAGAUGCUGUCCCCAGAGCAAGAACUCCACGGUGACGCGAGUCAUCUACGCCUUCAUCCUGUUGCUAGGGACCAUUAUAGCCUGCAUCAUGCUGUUACCGGGAGUGGACGAGCAGCUAAAAAAGAUUCCUGGGUUCUGUGAAGACGGAGCAGGCUCUUCUAUCCCAGGAAUCCAUCCCAACAUGAACUGUGAGAUGUUUGUGGGCUAUAAAGCCGUGUACCGGGUGUGCUUCGGGAUGAGCAUGUGUUUCCUGGUGUUCGCUCUGAUUAUGAUCAACGUGAAGAACAGCCGAGACCCGCGCUCUGCCAUCCACAACGGGUUUUGGUUCUUUAAGAUUGCCACCAUGGUUGCAGUGACAGUCGGUGCCUUUUAUAUCCCUGAGGGGCCUUUCACUCACCUGUGGUUCGUGGUGGGUAUCUGUGGGGCGUUCUUCUUCAUCCUGAUCCAGUUGGUUCUGCUGGUGGAUUUUGCCCGCUCCUGGAAUGAGUCCUGGGUGGAUAACAUGGAGAGCGGGAACUCCAGGGGCUGGUAUGCAGCCUUGCUCGCUGUAACUGGACUCAACUACAUCAUGUCCUUUAUCGCCGUUGUCCUGAUGUACCUGCUCUACACUCAGUCGACGGGCUGUCUGCUCAACAAGUUCUUCAUCAGCUUCAACAUGAUUCUCUGUGCUGUAGCUUCUGUCGUGUCCAUACUGCCCAGAGUACAGGAAUUCCAGCCCCGAUCCGGUCUACUUCAGUCCUCCUUCAUGACUAUGUACACCAUGUAUCUGACCUGGUCGGCCAUGACCAACGAGCCUGACCGUACAUGCAACCCCAGCCUGCUGAGCAUCUUCCAGCAGACACUGGUGCCCACGCUGGCCCCACUGGAGAUUGAGAACCAGACGACUGUGGUGAUCAUCGGCACCAAAGAGCCCAUCCUCUCCUCCCCCUAUCUGCAGUGGUGGGACGCCCAGAGCAUUGUGGGAUUGGCCAUCUUCAUCCUCUGCAUCCUCUACUCCAGCAUCCGCUCGUCCAACACCAGCCAGGUGAACAAGUUAACCAUGGCCUCUAACGACACAGUGAUCCUAGAGGAGAGUAAAGCAGACACCCCGGACGAGGAGGGAGGGACGGGGCGCAAGGGUCCCAGGCGUGUGGAGGACAAUGAGAGGGACACGGUCCAGUACAGCUAUUUCUUCUUCCACUUCAUGCUCUUCCUGGCUUCGCUCUACAUCAUGAUGACUCUCACCAACUGGUACAGUCCUGAUGCAGACUACAAUACCAUGACCAGCAAGUGGCCGGCGGUUUGGGUGAAGAUCUCCUCCAGUUGGGUGUGCCUUACCCUCUAUACCUGGACCCUGGUCGCCCCAAUGAUCCUCACCAACCGGGACUUUAGCUGAAAACGGUUCCACCAACGCAGUAUUUUCUUUUCACUUUCCUUAUUGUCAUUCCUGACUUAGUAAAAAAAAAGAGUGUGCGUUUUACAUAGACAUUGACCACAUUGCCUACAUUUCAAAUGAUUUCCUGUCAAAAUGAACUGUUUUGUUUUGUGUAUUAGAUGUUGAUGGUUUCUCAUAAAAACUCUACAAGGUGUCGAAAGCGUUGUGUUGUGACAAGGUAGGGGUGGUAUACAGAAGAUAGCCAUAUUUGGUAAAAGACCAAGUCUAUAUUUUGGCAAGAACAACUGAAAUGAGCAAAGAGAAAUGACAGUCCAUCAUUACUUUAAGACAUAAAGGUCAGUCAAUCCAAAAAUGUCAAGAACUUUGCAGUCGCAAAAACUAUCAAGCGCUAUGAUGACACUGGCUCUUAUGGGGACUGCCACAGGAAGGAAGACCCAGAGUUACCUCUGCUGCAGAGGAUAAGAUCAUUAGAGUUACCAGCCUCAGAAAUUGGCAAUUAACUGCACUUCAGAUUGCAGCCCAAAUAAAUGCUUCACAGAGUUCAAGUAACAGACACAAAUCAACAUCAAGUGUUCAGAGGAGACUGCGUGAAUCAGGCCUUUGUGGUCGAAUUGCUGCAAAGAAACCACUACUAAAGGACACCAAUAAUAAGAAGAGACUUGCUUGGGCCAAGAAACAUGAGCAAUCGACAUUUGACGGGUGGAAAUCUGUCCUUUGGUCUGAUGAGUCCAAAUUUGAGAUUUUUGGUUCCAACCGACUGGUAGUGUAUAUUUAUCACUUAUAAUUACAUAUAUAUCGACUACGUCAGAUUAAUUGCUUCAUAUGAGUUGAAUUAUUUGUUUCAAAGCAUUGAUUCUGUCAUGACUGUCCACAAGAAUCCAAAUAGGUCAGAUCAGGUUUGCAAUGAAUAACUUAAAUCAGACCCCCUCUCACCUGCUGUGAGUGGGAAGGAAAGAACUAGGGGGGGGUUAACAACUCAUGACCUGUUGUUAAUCAAGGAGAGAAGAUUCAGGUCCCUCUCCAAAUUCACCAAAGGAAUGUGCCUUUUUUUUCCCCAAGAGACUUUUCCAGACGAAACUAACACGUUCAAAAAUGAAAUACUGGAACAAUAUUUCUAACAUGUAACUUGGGGAAUGUUCACUUUGUUAUUUUGUGAUGUCAUUAAAAUUGUUAUAAAGGAAAUACUGUAACUUGGAAAGUAUACCCACUGCAUAUAUGACGUGUCCAUCCUAUGCGUUGUGCAUGUAAUAUGAAAAAUUAUGAAAGUAUUUUUGUUAAGAGAGGGAUUUGAUUUUUAGGAGCCAUUCGAGAUCAUUGUUUUACAUCAACUUUGCACAGUGAUAAGUCAUGCAUUCAUAAGUAAGGCUUAGGUUUUGCAGACUAGGCGGUUACGACUGUUCAGAAUGAUAUGAUACACGGUUAUGAUUAAUAAGUUGACUGUUUAUAGAUGUGAUAGGUAAAGACCUUUUAGAGUUUAAUUCAGGAGAUGGUAACUCUAAAGAACUGCUCUCAUGGUGCCCCAGAUCCUAAUGAGUUAAUUAUUAUUUUAAAAUCAGGUAACAAUUAAACAUAGUUAGAUAAAUAAGUCUUCUGAUUAAUGUUAGUCAAGUCACGACAAUUCCCUUUACUGUUAUAUUUAAGUCGCUUAGUAUGAGAUUAGGUAACAUGAUGUUCAGCAAUUGUUUUGCUUCCACUUAUAUCCUCAGUUCCGUAUUACAGACGCUUAUUUAGUUAUAGCCAACGCUGUUCAGCAGUAAUUGAGUUUGCAUAGGUUUAUCCUAACAUGAUUUAAGUGUAGUAAGCUGCCAUCCCCCUUCCAAUGCCUUACGUACUGCAUCUGUAAAUUGUGUAUUAUGAAUCUUUGAAUUGAGAGCAACAUGAAAGUGCAGCUAUCAGUGUUUGUGGAUUGCUUUCCAAAAACAUCUAUUUCAACAAUCUACUUCAAGUGUUUAUGCUUCUGCCAAGUAUUUGUGUAAUCUUUGUAAUGUUUGUUUAGUGUCUUGGAAAUUGAUGAAUGACAAUCAAAAGGCUGAAGGCAUGCUUUCUGAAGCAUAUUUUGCAUGUUGCUAUCGUGAGUGAAAAUAAUGGUAUCUACAACCAAAACCCCAACAUAAAAUGUAGGCCUUUUAUACUGUAAGCCCAUCUACUUAUGUUCAUUAAAUGUAUGGUUUGCAUUUAGGCCUAUGGUUCAGUUCCAAAUAGAUUUUGUGUUGUAUGCACACACCACAAAUUGUUACCCAAUAUUUGGUGAAUAUGACAUAAUUAUGACCAUAAAUACGAAAUAUGUUGAUGCAACUGAUUGGAACAUGAUUGUUUAUAGGUUAACAUUGCCAUUGUGAUAUUCAUGUAACUUUUUUAAAAAUUUGUUUUCCGUUCAAACUGUAGUUGUGAUGAGGGUUUGCUUGUGGAACAUGCUUCAGUUCCCAUUUGAACUGUGACUCUUUAAAAAUUAUUGUAUGAUAUGUAGGAUAAAUAAAGAGAAUGUUUUGUUACAAAA
Salmo salar (Atlantic salmon) is the source of this 4193-nucleotide messenger RNA. RefSeq names its product serine incorporator 3. Lineage: Eukaryota; Metazoa; Chordata; Actinopteri; Salmoniformes; Salmonidae. The record is from RefSeq and is a predicted model, not a curated record. Gene Ontology annotation, cellular component: membrane.